Molecule: messenger RNA, 3022 nt
Organism: Amoebophrya sp. A25
Lineage: Eukaryota; Dinophyceae; Syndiniales; Amoebophryaceae
Source: the annotation of a GenBank genome assembly
UUUACAUUCUGAUUUUCUGUGGCAAAACGUUACUACUCUUCAUUCUUAUUUUUGUUGAUGAAAGAUGACAAUCAUUCAACAGCCGUCGUCUUUCGUUCAUAUACAUAGCAUUCUUUUUUUGUGGUCACUGAGAGGAAGAUAUAAAACUGUUCUGCUCAAUAACCAGAGAGAUUUAUCUAGUGGUUGAGUUUCAGAGGAAGGCUUUCUGACGGCCAGAGAACCCUUUGAGCAGGUCAAUUCUGUUCUUGUCCAGUAGGAGACACUAACAAGACUCUAGGCAAGUAGACUUUCGGUCAAGUGUCGGUGUCGGUACUCCAGUCCAAGCAUUGCUGUGUCUUUUGAAUUUAUGAUAUCUGUAUGAGUGUGCAGAGCACCUUUACCCAUUGAUCACACAACAGGAGUCUGUUUUCGAGCACCCCUUUCCCCGAUCUAUGUCUCCAUCUGCUCCCACCAUUAUUUCAUGCGAUUUUGAUUGAUGUAUAAGUAGAUGUUACUUGAAGUAUUCUUGAACUAGGUAGAUUACAAGGAAGUGCAACAUAUUAUCAGGUAUCUAUGUAUAUGCAUAUGACAAAAGAACAAUAGUUGAAUUCAACACUCAUUGUUAUAUUUGUAAUCACCCUCCGAUUUUCUUCGGUCACUCACUGUUGUACGAGUACGACUCAUUCAUCGGAAGUGAAAUAGAAAAUGACUUGAAGCAACUAGAAUAAGCAAGUAGACGGAGACAAUAUUUGGCAAAAAUCUAAAUGAUCACCGUCUUCAAUCACAGAUAAAGGCGUAGGUUGGAAAUGGUCUGAGUUUUAUGUGCGGUGGUCCCGGCUGGUCUGGCCGGGAUCGGUUUGGCCUUCACGGGCGCUGAUCAGGAGGACGGAAAGAUUCCUUAUUCCGGAGAUGGACGAGGCGGAUCCGCGAGCAGCAGCACAGGAGCGAGGAACAAGACGAUUACGUCAUCUUCGUCACCGAAAGGCGGCGCUGGAGACUCGUCUUCUGCUUCAAGAACGAAUAAAGCUUGUAUACCCGACAAAGUAGCAAACGGCGACAUGGUGCAAGCUGGGAGCGGCUUUGUGGCGGCGUCAAAUGGGCGUAGGCGACCCGAGUUCCCAUUUCCACCGGUUCAUGCAGAAGGCGAGGCCGAGGAGCCACUGGUGGACCGACACUUUUUAAGGCUACUCCUACCCGUACAUCCACUGGCACUGACUGAUGAAUAACUUGUCCCUUCUUAAUAUUUUCCUUCUAAAUUGUCUACUGAACACUAGCAGUAGUUGCAUCCCUCCGUCUUUUUAUUAGAUUGAGCACCGGGCAAGAACAACAAUGCCAUCGUCCUUACAAUCCAAGCUCAUUGUAAGUAGUUGUUUUUUAUACUUGACUUCUAAUUUUCAAGAAGCCUUCAGAUGCGAGUUCUAAGGAGAAGAGGAUCGUACAAAGUUUGAAGGAGUUCCUGGAGGAAGACGAAAAGGAAAAUGACGUUCUUUCGCUCGAUGGAUGCACGCCAAGUACAGCAUCGGGUGGAGAGGGAGAGACAGAAAGCAUCAGGUACUUCUUCCAACUUUUGUUGAUUAAGAUUGCUACAACCAGAACGUUGAGGUUGGUUUUACAACAGUGUUGUAAGAGGCGCCAUCCUACAAGUGCAAUCAUAUCACGUAACUAGUUCCGAUUCCGUUUGUUGGCGACGCAACGUUAUCAUCGUCCUUUUUAUUCGUGGAUCGUGAUGCUGUUGACCUUGACGUCUGAUACUCUUUUUUGAAAAUUUUGCAGGUUUUCACGCGGCAGCUCUUCCGUUGCCUGUUCGCGUGAUGGGCCGACACGUCGUUUGUACUUUGGGAGGCAGGCAAAUGGAGCGAAGGUAAAAGGGCGCUUGCAGGGAAACAGUUGCUCUACGUUACUUCUCGAGGCCCCUCCUCCCGAGCGGCCCAAGAGCGCUUAGCCGCAGGCGGAAGCCGAAAAUGUUUGAUUGGGUCUGUUUAGACGGCCGCCUACUAUCUUUUAACUGAUGUAUGGUUUCCUCCUCUCCGGUCAACUCUUGCCGCUUUUGGAGAGCGAACAACCAGUCAUUUGGAGAUACCGAUACGUGAAGAUGUUGAGUCGUGCGGGGGAGAAGAUGUGCAAGUUUAUUGUUCACACAUCUCGUCCUGGACAACAAUUGUUCCGGGUCGUCAAUCCCAACAUGAAAAAAGCAUACUUGAUAUUGAAAACGUAUGAUUCUUUAUCAAGUUCAAGCGCAAGUCGAUGUCGUCGGAUAAUAUCUACACGAGAACAGGCUUACUUUUAAAUCCUCCAGCACUUAUUGAAGUAGAACUACAAGUAUCUUGAAGAAGAUUCUCAUCGUGAAGAUACCUUGUGACGUCGGAUGACGACAACGAACCUCAGCUAUUUUUGUUGGAUACUCCCUUGUGGCGUAGCCCUACUAAAUUCUAGCGGAAGAGCUUUGGUUGUCGGCACUGACUGAUGUUUUUUGUUUAUAUCCAUAGAUAUACGUAGAUGAUGGCGAAUAUGAAUAAAUUCAAAUUUCUAUUUAUGCUGACUCUUGUAGUUUUUUCUUUGAGGAAAUUUUGAGGUUCUUGAUUUGUGUUUCGGAUACAUAAGAUUGGCACUUUAUGAUGUUCUCGGAAGAGGUAUUUCAGCUUGAUGGUGCUUAGAAGAAGUUCAUGUUGAGGAGCAAAACGAUACAUAUGAAGCUUUCAUCCGCAACUACGAGAAGAAGGAACAAUUGCAAUUAAGCAACGAGAACAAGGCUAGCAUGAUUAGACUGCAACAUUCGAUUUCGACUACGACUGCUAGAAGUGCUAUGGAAUUAAACCGAGGCUCCUGCCUUGACAAUGGAUUUUGAUGCACUUCGAUUUCCUAUCAUUGCUCUUUAAUGUAAAGCUCAAUAUACAUAGAGGCAUGAUCGAUGGGUUGUGUUUGAUAGUUCUACAUUGAUUCAUUUAUACUUCACCUACUCCUGCUACUGCCUCUGUCCCGAUAAAGGAUUGAAUAGAUCAUGAAUCAAGGCGCACAGGUAGUACGCAGGACAACAUGUAGAUGC